AUGGGGUCUGGGUCCCUGGGGGUCAGUGCCCCACCACCAGCACAGGGGAGCCCCUCCUGCUGCCCCCGCUGGGCAGAUGGAGCCCAGGCCCAGCCCAGCCCCAGCGGGCCACCAGGUGGCGCCAGUGCCCCAAGUUAUCUGCUGGCUGCAGGCACCCACCCAGCAGCACCCCAGGGGCCCCCAGUGGAGGUGGCGGGAGACGCGCUCCCCAGCCCGCGGGACCGCUCAGACAUGAGCCGGCUGCUGCUGCUCCUCUCGGCCCUGCUGGAAAUCGCUCCUGGUGUUGCCAUCGCCUACAAAGUCCUGGAGGUUUUCCCCAAAAGCCGCCGCGUCCAAAUUACGUGCCACUUGCCCCAGGCGCCGCCCCCCAUCACCUACUCGCUCUGGGGGAGUCAGGACAUCGAGGUGGCCAAGAAGGUGGUGAAGACUCAUGUCCCGGCCUCCUUCAGCAUCAACGUCACGCUCAAGUCCAGGGCAGACCUGCUCACCUACUCCUGCCAGGCCGCCUCGCGGGACGGCCACGCGGCCAGCACCAAGCUGCAGAUGUACUGGGAGCUGUGGACCAAGCCCGUGUCUCAGCUGCAGGCUGACUUCACCCUGCUGGGCAGCGCGUCGGCACCCAGGGUGGAGAUAUCCUGCCGGGCAGCCUCGGGCAGCCCCCCCAUCACCUACAGCCUGGUCGGGAAAGACGGGCGCGUCCACACGCAGCAGAGCCCCGAGUACGGGCAGCCGGCCAACUUCUCCUUCCAGCUGACCCAGACAUCCAACUGGCUGCAGUGCCAGGCUGCAAACGACAUCAGUGUCCAGUACAGCACCCCCACGCUGGUGCCCCCAGGUGAGAGGCCUUCUUGGGUCAGGGUGCUGGGUUCUGGGUUGGCCGGUGGGAGGGCCCGCCCUGGUCCUGAGGAUGGACGCCCAGCCCGCUGCCCCCCCCCAGGACAGCUGCCCCAGGGGCCCACGUUGGUGCUCGCUGGCAGCCUCUGCUCCAUCGCAGCCGUCACCACCGGGAUGCUGGGCUGGAGCGCGUGGGCCAGGUGAGGGGGACAACAGCUGAUGGUGU
Condylura cristata (star-nosed mole) is the source of this 1060-nucleotide messenger RNA. It is a transcript of the gene CUNH17orf99, whose product is annotated as chromosome unknown open reading frame, human C17orf99. NCBI's taxonomy places the organism in Eukaryota, Metazoa, Chordata, Mammalia, Eulipotyphla, Talpidae. The transcript is spliced from 4 exons. The record is from RefSeq and is a predicted model, not a curated record. Bases 1 to 1038 code for a protein of 345 amino acids.